CCUCGUCGGCUCCUCGGUACUAGUGCGGCUAUUGUUGUGUGUCUUUCAGGGCGACCCUGACCCAUCAGCAGGCGGUGAUUUCUGGAUAUAUUAACUGUUUUGCUUGGCUCUCACUCCGCCAUAUUAAGCAGCCUUUGUGAGGCGGCGGUGUGUCCUCGUUUUAAAGGAAUAUAAAGGAUCCCAGCGGAGGACUUUGGGCUGGUUGAAGUAGUUAAUCGGUAUGGGACAGACGGAAGACUGAGGUUCCACGUUAGAGACUGCCUGCUGUGUCUUUUGGAUUGUCGACGUGAAAUAAAAACGUGGUGAAAACAACAACAAAAAAAAACCGAGAUCACAGGACGCAUGUAGCCGAGGUACAACACUGCAAAAUUUGCUUUUAAGGCUUGACGAUGGGUUGCGUCAGGAGUAAAGAGGACAAGGGUCCGGCGCUGAAGUACCGACCCGACAACUCAAAUGCCACGCCGGUCAACGCCCACCUGGGCCACUACGGGCCCGACCCCACCCUGAUGGGUCAUUCACCAGCUAUGAAGACACACAACAACAGCUACAACAGUCAUGCGUCCGCCCUCACACCAUUUGGCGGGGCGUCCUCAGUCAUGACGCCGUUCGGCGGGGCCUCCACCUCCUUCACCUCAGUGGCCGUGAGCAGUCCCUUCCCUGGUGUCAUCACAGGUGGUGUAACAUUUUUCGUAGCGUUGUACGACUAUGAAGCGAGAACGUCGGAUGAUUUGUCAUUCAAAAAAGGAGAUCGCUUCCAGAUCAUCAACAACACGGAAGGCGACUGGUGGGAGGCUCGCUCCAUCAACACCGGGCAGAAAGGUUACAUCCCCAGUAACUACGUGGCUCCAGCCGACUCCAUACAGGCUGAAGAAUGGUAUUUCGGUAAAAUGGGCCGCAAAGACGCUGAGCGUCUCCUAUUGCUUCCAGGGAACCAGCGGGGCACUUUCUUGGCACGAGAGAGUGAGACGACCAAAGGUGCCUACUCAUUGUCUAUCCGGGACUGGGAUGAGGUGAAGGGGGACAACGUCAAACACUACAAGAUCCGAAAGCUGGACAACGGUGGUUAUUACAUCACCACACGGGCCCAGUUUGAGACACUACAGAAGCUGGUGAAACACUACACAGAACAUGCGGAUGGUCUGUGCUACAGGCUGACGACUGUGUGCCCCACAGUGAAGCCUCAGACUCAGGGACUAGCUAAGGAUGCUUGGGAAAUCCCACGGGAGUCCCUCCGACUGGAGGUCAAACUGGGCCAGGGCUGCUUCGGAGAAGUCUGGAUGGGCACAUGGAAUGGCACAACUAAAGUGGCUAUCAAGACCCUGAAGCCGGGCACCAUGUCCCCAGAGGCUUUCCUGCAGGAGGCUCAGAUCAUGAAGAAACUCAGACACGACAAACUGGUGCCUCUGUACGCCGUGGUGUCUGAGGAGCCCAUCUACAUUGUAACUGAAUUUAUGGGAAAAGGUAGCUUACUGGACUUCCUGAAGGAGGGAGAUGGUAAAUAUCUGAAGCUGCCCCAGCUGGUGGACAUGGCUGCACAGAUCGCAGACGGCAUGGCCUUCAUUGAGAGGAUGAACUACAUCCACAGGGACCUGAGAGCUGCCAACAUCCUGGUGGCUGAUAACUUGGUGUGUAAGAUUGCCGACUUUGGCCUGGCUCGGCUCAUCGAGGACAACGAGUACACCGCCAGACAAGGUGCUAAAUUCCCCAUCAAGUGGACGGCCCCUGAAGCUGCUCUGUACGGCCGCUUCACGAUCAAAUCCGACGUCUGGUCGUUUGGUAUACUACUGACUGAACUGGUGACCAAGGGCAGAGUGCCAUAUCCAGGUAUGGUGAAUCGAGAGGUACUUGAGCAGGUAGAACGAGGCUACCGCAUGCCCUGCCCGCAGGGAUGCCCCGAGUCCCUCCACGAGAUGAUGAGGCAGUGCUGGAAGAAGGAUCCAGACGAAAGGCCGACCUUCGAAUACAUCCAGUCGUUUUUGGAAGACUACUUCACAGCCACAGAGCCACAGUACCAACCAGGGGACAACCUCUAGUCUGGGGGAUUUGGGGGUCGAACUCUGGCUUCUUACAGAGGUACAUCAGUUUAGAGCAAAUUUUGGGACAACUGAGAACUUCAACACGGGGAAAAGCCUUGAUGAGGCUGCAGGGAAACAGGUUUUAAUACAAACUAGUCCACAACCACACUGGUUUAUCUGCAAGAGGAAAAUGUUUUGUGACGUAGAGGUUUGUCCCUUGUGUACGCGGGGACCAAAUAUUUGGGAAGUGUCCAACUGUGCAGAUUGGUGUUGGUACGUUAAGCUCUGGGAACCCUGCUAAACAGAAUAAUCCGUACGGACUGGCCACAACACUGUGAUCAAAAAGAGCGAUUGUCUUCUUAUUUCAAAUCAACAGCUACUUGCAGAUGCACCAUUUUUUUUUUACUUUUUUUAAAUGACACAUUUCCCCUCUUCUCCAAUUUCUCCCCCUUUUUAUUUUCUUUUACAACACUUUGAUAUUGGAGAUCUUUUGUAUGUACAUGAGUUUGGUUUGAAUAUGUAGGUCGAUAGGUGAUGUUUUUGAAGUGACCAACAGCUGUGGUUGUCAAGUGCGUGCCGCGUCUGUAAAGCUUCGGAGGCGAAGGUGUGAUGUGAAGCAAAUGAAAAGUGUUUUACUUUACGGAUGAACGAAUGUACCGAGAGAUCAAAGCAGAUGUACAUACAGUAUGUGCAAAAAAGAUGUAUUUUUCGCAGGUGUGAUCAGGUGGGUGAAUGAGAACAAGAGAAGACCGUGUUAAAAAUCCUACAAAUUAUAUUUAGUACGGUCACUUGAGCGGCAAAUCACGUCGAUUUUAUUAUGCUUUUUUCAUAUUUUUUUUUUUAUUUAAACGGGGACUUGAAAUCAUAAAGAGGUAUUUUGAUAAUAUACAAGUGCGAAAAACAUUUUUCCUGUUUAACAUUUUAUAAACGUUUUUUGAAACGGACAAUUCAGCUGUGAAAUUUAAGUAAGUUUGAGUUCAUUGUCUGUCUGAAAUUAGCAUCUUGUCUUUUGUUCGGUGCACAUUUCUGAUUGCUGUAUAACGUAUUUCUCCUUAUGUUGCACACAUCUACAGUUUAACAUCGCGGUAGGUGAGUUAUCUCAAGAUAGAUGUUCCAGGAAACUGUCAGAUCUAUUAAAUUGACGUCAUCGUUUAAAUCAUUUAUGCAGCUGUUUGUUUUUCUCAGUAAAAUCUCACCAAACUGAAACUUAAAGGAAGAGUUCUCCAACAAAUCAAAAAUACAUAUUUUUCAUUUCAGCUGUCGUGUGAUCCAUCAGUCUCGAUUGUUUUGGUGCGAGUUGCAGAGUGUUGGAGAUGCAUAGAGAGAUAGAUAGAGCUCAAAGCGCCAAAAAUACAUUUGAAAAACUCAACAGUGAUGUUUCGUUUUAGAAAUCAUGAUCUGGUUACUCAAGAUAAUCCACAAACCUUUCUUAUGAGCAGUUUCAUGGAGGAACUAUUUUCUUUCCUUUGAACGGUAUCACCACGUGGAUUGCAGUGGUAUGCCGGAUUCAAGGUGUACUUUAAUAUAAAAAUUGAAUGUUAUCAUACCAUUUACAUUUACUUAUCUAUGGUACUGAAAAAAAAAAAACGCUACUGGGUGGAGUAUCUCACCUUUAUUUUGGCUACAAAGGGAGACUUUUUUAAAGAUUUUCAGAUUUCAAUUAUAGUAAUAAAACUUUUGUUCAUCAAAAAAAAGAUCAUUAAUUUGGGGAUAAUUGUAACUGAAAUCAGUGAUUCUGUAAAACCAUAUUUUCCAUCUUGUCAUCUUGUUCCAUUAUCGGGGAGAAGGUCGACAUCUCUGCGGCCGAUAAUCUCCGACACUCGACAACUCACAGCAAAUCAAUCUAGACUGAUAAAUAGCACUACAGGUAAGAAGGAAAAAAAUGUCAAUUUGAUUUUGAGGUGAACUGCCAAUUUAACACGCAUGUGUCGUCCUUAUUUCUGUGUCUGCUGGAGGGGAAGUUUAAUCCAAAGUCAACAACACGAAACAAAUCCUUCACAUUGGAAAAGCAACUAUGCAAAGUCAGCCAGCAAUGUUUUAUGGAACAAAAACCUUCAGAUUUGCCUGUGUCGAGCUCCUUUUUAAUGGUUUUCUUACUUCCUCUCCCAGUUAUAAAGUUGAUGCAUCACCUCUGGAGCGAAUUAAGUGGAAGCAGACAAAACAAACACCUCACACACACUGCGGUCAGGUCGGAGCUUUAGUACUUUCAUAGAUAUUAAGAAUACAAAAGUCCAAUAACAAGUUCUUAGAGGUACUUCCACUGUCUGUCCAGCGGUGUGUGUGAUGGGAAAUCUGAGACGUAAAAGCAUCUUCUUGAUCUCAUUCAGUAAGGAAGCUAAAGGAUUGGACAAAGAUGUGAACAUUUUCUUGUAUUUCUUUUUGUGUGCGUCACUUACGAGAACCUAAUAUGUGAUCGUUCCCUAAAGAGAGGACUUGAACUAGUGGGAAGAUGAAAUUACUGAGAACUAAUGAUUUUGUACAGAAAAAAUAAAAGUUUUACUG
Molecule: messenger RNA, 4517 nt
Organism: Plectropomus leopardus (leopard coralgrouper)
Lineage: Eukaryota; Metazoa; Chordata; Actinopteri; Perciformes; Serranidae
Gene: yes1
Product: YES proto-oncogene 1, Src family tyrosine kinase
Biological process (GO): protein phosphorylation
Molecular function (GO): protein binding; ATP binding; protein tyrosine kinase activity
Source: RefSeq, a predicted model, not a curated record